Coniosporium apollinis CBS 100218 is the source of this 765-nucleotide messenger RNA. RefSeq names its product sirohydrochlorin ferrochelatase. NCBI's taxonomy places the organism in Eukaryota, Fungi, Ascomycota, Dothideomycetes. The transcript has 3 exons. Gene Ontology annotation, biological process: siroheme biosynthetic process. The record is from RefSeq and is a predicted model, not a curated record. Bases 1 to 765 code for a protein of 254 amino acids. Gene Ontology annotation, molecular function: protoporphyrin ferrochelatase activity; precorrin-2 dehydrogenase activity.
AUGACAGAACCAUCCUACCCAGAAGUCCAAGGCGGCGGCUCCCUAAUCCUCGCCUGGCAAGUCCGCAACAAGCGAAUCCUCGUUGUCGGUGGCGGUGAGGUAGCCGCCGGCCGCAUCCUCAACGUCCUCAAUGCCGACGCCAAAGUAACGGUCGUGUCCCCGCGCUCCGGCCUGAACCCCGAAGUCGCCCACCGCAUCGAGCGCGGCCAGGUCACCUACCACGACCGCAAAUUCGAGCCCUCGGACCUCGACGAUGCGGACAUGGUGCUGACAGCCGUCGACGAUCCGGAGGCCUCAUCGCAAAUUUGGAGGCUGUGCAAGGAGCGCCGUAUCCCCGCCAACAUCGCCGAUGUGCCGCCGGAAUGCGACUUUUAUUUUGGGAGCGUGCAUAGGGAUGGGCCGUUGCAGAUCAUGGUCAGCACGAAUGGGAAUGGACCCAAGUUGGCGAACAUAGUGAGGAGGCAGAUUGCGGCGAAUCUGCCGGAGAAUAUUGGGGAUGCGAUUAAGAAGGUGGGGAUGUUGAGGCGGAAGUUGAGGAAGGUGGCGCCGGCAAUCGAGGAGGGACCGAAGAGGAUGCAGUGGAUGUCGAAAGUCUGUGAAUCUUGGAGUUUAGAAGAUUUGGUCGAGAUGGAUGAGCAGGACAUGGAGCGGUUGCUUGGCUUCUACAAGCCCGGCACUGUGCCGAGCUUCGAAGAAAUCCGCAUCGGAGACAAACCUGGCGUCUGGAAGUUCGACGGGUCUUUUGGCUGGUCUGUGGUUUGCUAA